AUGGCAUUUGAAUCUCUUUCAAAGGAAUGCAAAUUGGUUCCUUUUCUUGAAUACUCUGCCGCCCAGGCAUCUGUGUUGACUCUGGUGUCUGUAGCUAUUGAAAGAUUUGUUGCUAUAUGCCACCCACUGAGGGCGCAAUAUAUUAUUACACCGUCGAAGGCAGUGCGGAUAUGUGUACUCAUAUGGUUAAUCGCAUGUGGAUCAAGUAUUCCAUAUCUGUUCAUGGCGCAACACAGACAUUAUGACGUCACAGAAAAUGGCGAUGAUUUAUAUGACUGUGGAACAUACAACAAUUCCAUGCUAACGGAAAUAUACGUCAUCUUCGCAGCUGUGAUAUUCUUCCUGCUUCCUUUGAUCAUGCUGGUCGGUCUUUACUCAAGAGUGUCAAGUACUCUAAACAAAAAGAUCCCUUCUCAGAGUAACGGGAGGAGAUCUGCAAGACGAGAUACCCCAACACAUGGGGACUAUGUUGUCGUAAUGCACAUGUACACAUUCAUUGCAGAAGUCGGGGGCAGUUCAUCGCCAUAUUGCUGCCCUCGUAAAUCGCCUAUUAAACAGAGAGGUCUAGAUGCUAUCCGCUCGCAAAUGCGCAUGCGUAAACGGGUUGUGUAUAUGCUGAUCACUGUGGUGAUACUAUUUUUUGUAUGCCUGCUCCCUCAACGUGUCGUCAGCCUAUGGUUCAAAUAUGGAUCAACGGACCAGCAUAUGGAGCUUGGCGUUGAGAGAGUUUACACACUCGUCAUCGUCUGUCGCAUUUUGACCUACGUGAACUCUUCAAUUAAUCCAAUCAUUUAUAAUAUAAUGUCGUCAAAAUUUCGAGACGCUUUCUUACGCAUUCUUGGAAUCGGGCGUGUUCAUGGUCAGGUGUCGGAGGGUUAUCACUCUAACACGAGUAGACUUGGGCAGACCAGAAGUGAUAUUUCGAGGCAAGAUAAUAAAGGAACACGGCUCUGA
Saccoglossus kowalevskii is the source of this 954-nucleotide messenger RNA. Its product is annotated as QRFP-like peptide receptor. Gene Ontology annotation, biological process: G protein-coupled receptor signaling pathway. Gene Ontology annotation, cellular component: plasma membrane. Lineage: Eukaryota; Metazoa; Hemichordata; Enteropneusta; Harrimaniidae. The record is from RefSeq and is a predicted model, not a curated record. Gene Ontology annotation, molecular function: G protein-coupled receptor activity.